Iphiclides podalirius (scarce swallowtail) is the source of this 237-nucleotide messenger RNA. The record is from the annotation of a GenBank genome assembly. NCBI's taxonomy places the organism in Eukaryota, Metazoa, Arthropoda, Insecta, Lepidoptera, Papilionidae.
AUGUGUGCCCGUGGAGCGGCCGUCAAAACAAAAGCGGCCCUGGCGCGGCCGAUGAGUGAUCAGUGUCGCCGAUUAGUUUCUUUUGUGCGCCGCGCACAAGGCCCUCAGAUAUUCGUGUCACCAACAAAUUGUCAGCCGAUGCGUUGGGGACAAAGAAGCCCCGGACAAGGUAUUGGAACGCGGGCGAUGGCACGCCUCGGACACGCGGGCGGAAUCCCGUCUGCAGAUUUAAUCGGC